AUGUACUACCCAGAGGCCAGCGGAAACCAGCAGAGUCCCAUUGAUCUCAUCUCCAACGACGCCAGGUAUGACCCGUCGCUGGCAGAGCGGCCGCUCAAGUUCAGCUACUGCAUCUCGCGGGAGACUGAGCUCCUGAAUAAUGGCUACACCUUAGUUGUCUUUCCCAGGCCGAAGCAAGUAUUAUCCGGGGGACCGUUGCUGGAAGACACGGAGUACGAGCUCUCGGAGAUCAGGUUCCACUGGGGAAAAGAUUCCGACAGGGGAUCUGAACAUCUAGUCAACCACAAGUCAUUUCCUAUGGAGAUCCAGUUUGUCCACUGGAACUCGCACAUCUACAACAGUAUUGAAGAGGCGGUGGGCAGCAGACACGGGAUUGCCAUUGUUGCCAUGUUUGGUCAGGUUGGCCGAGAACACAUGGGUUUGAAAAGCAUCACAGACACUUUAGAAGAUGUGUUAUAUAAAGGACGACACAAAACGCUCACUGGGCCAUUCAAUCCAUCAACUUUUUUGCCAGAUCCAGCGCUGUGGGAUUUCUGGACCUACGAUGGUUCCUUGACGACACCGCCCUGCUCAGAGAACGUCACCUGGAUCGUUCUGAGAUAUCCGCUGAUGAUGUCUGCUGCACAGGUG
Candidula unifasciata is the source of this 630-nucleotide messenger RNA. The record is from the annotation of a GenBank genome assembly. Lineage: Eukaryota; Metazoa; Mollusca; Gastropoda; Stylommatophora; Geomitridae.